UGCCACACAUAACGGUUCAUGUUUGUUUUUACGACGACGCACACACACAUACACCGACCAAAGAGGCAGCGGCAACAACAACAGAGGUCUUCGUUCGGAUCCCCCGAAAUAUCAAAACCCGCACCAACAACCCACCAACGAAGCCGACGAACCACUGGCGAUGCAAUUGAAAGCGCCCAAGAGCAGAAAUAUGGCCAGUCUUAAAGAUGAAGAGCAGGCGGCAACUACGAGCAACUCGACGCACAAUCUCAACAACAACAACAAUACGCACAACAUAAACAAUAACCACAGCAGCAGUAGCAGUAGCAACAACAAUAAAAACAAAAACGACGAUGAUCCAAAGGUUAGGAAGGAGAAUUUGGAGGCCAGGAAACAGGCUUUGGAGCAGCGUCUCAGCGAAAAGAGCUGGCUGCUGCAGCAAAUCCAGAAACAGGAGACAGCCAUCAUCAAUGGCAACUACGAGCACAUGACAGUCAAUGAGUUUUUUGUCCAAUUAGCACAACAGUACAAACAUGAACAGCAGCUUCAAGCUUUGGCCAGGGAAAACAGCUCAAUUCUGAGGAGAAAACAAAGUACAACGAGUCGGGAAAGCCGCGAAAGCCAGAUGACCAACAACAAUAACAAUCGACAGUCGGAAACGCUAUCGAAUCGAAGCUCAGAAUAUGACAAUUACCAACCCUCCUCAUCGGCGGGGGCGGGCGAUAUGCUGGUGAUAGGCGUGGCCCAGCAGCAGGCGCAACAGCAACCGCCUCUGGUGAAGAGUGCCCUAAAGAAGCGACCCACUCCCACGCCAAGUCAAAUGCAAUAUAUGCGCCAGCAGCAUCAGCAACAAGCUCAUUUAGCGAUGAACAUGAACUACCAGAGAUCACAGCCGGAUGUCAUAUCCAUGUACUCUGCAAAUUCAUCCAAUGUGGCAACUUUAAGACAACCGCCACAAGCGGCUCCCCAACAGCAACCAAUUAUAGUGCAGUGUGAUAAAUACUACUUAUCGCCCACACAUCAAAAUUACAAUGAGGGCGGCUUUAUCAAAUCAAGUCAGAACAUCAAGAAAUAUGUGUCCCCAAUGCCAUCGCCCAGUAAUAUCAGUUACGAGCAGCAGCAACAGCGUAAUCCCUUACAUCACCAGCGACAACUAGAUGCGAUAUCCCUGGCACCCAGCUACGUUUCCGUGGACAUGGAAGCUGCCCAGCAUCAGCAGCAAUAUCGCUGGCGUUCUCAGUCACACAUAGCACCACUAACACCUCCACAAUUGGGUAUAAUUGAGGUGAAAUCGCACUCCAGCGAUAUGCUGGCGGUGCCUAUGCCACCCAGCCGCUUUCCGCCGCACGAUGAGAUCUCACUGUCAUCCUCGUCCACGACCAUUGAAAAGAAGCCCAAGCCCAAGCAGUGGCUGGAAUCUUCGCUAGAUGGGCCAGCUGUUAUCAGGCACAUGGAUUCACAGCCGCACAGUCCAGCUGGGAGUAGUAAUGGAAGUAGUAAUCCCGGCGCAGCUGCCAUGGUCUCGACUAAACCCCGCGCCAAGCUCUCCUCGCAGUCCAUGUCGGUGGCGGGUCGUCACUAUUCCAUGUCCAACCAGCGGCCGACACCAAACUAUCCCAGUGCCAGCUAUGCGGUGAAUACCAGUUCGAAAGCCCUGCUGAGUCAAUCGACAUCGUACCUCAAUGCCAUGGAGCAAACUUUGGGGAUAUCGGUGUCGUAUCCGCUGGAACCUCUCGACAUACCAGCACUGCGUAACCUACCACCUAAGCCAAGUCAAAUGCAGCAGCCAACGCCGCCGCCCAGACCUCCACCUGCAAAUCAGGCUCAUACUCAGAACCAGAACCUAAGUCACAGUGGCAAUGGCAGCACAAGCGGACUGGCUCAUGGCAGUGCUGUACAAACGGCGCUGGUGUCACCGCCAUUAACCGUGGCCGCAGCCAGUUUAUCGCCGGAUAUUCGCAUCGAGUCGCCCAAAAACAUGACCGUUGUGCAGCAGGCCACUUUCCAGCCGUACAAGGAGGUGACGAAACCCUUUGAAAUGUCCGAUUUCUACAAAUACUCCACCAAGUUUAAGCAAAAGGAGGGCGGAAAUCCCAAUUGACCUAUAAGGUUAUACGGAAUUCGCAUCCACUUUCACCUUUUAAUGUGAUUAACUAAACUAAUUUUGUAGCACUGCGACAAAGCAAAACUACAAAGCAAAAUCAGCUCGAAUUAUUGGACGCCUUUCGAAUUUUAAGUUCGUUAGCCAAAUUAUUUAGGAUCAAUAACAAUGCUCAAAAGAUCUGCCAAACUGGAAACUGACGUAUUGAAAGCAAUUUAUCGAACGACAUUCAAAUUUUGUAUUGAAUUUAUAAAGUACAAAAAACACACGACAAUAUUAUCCCCGAGGGGGACAGAAAUUGCCUUACAACAGGAUGCCUAGAAAAUAUGGAAAUAUUUAUAGAGUUAAAAGCAUUCAUAAAAAAAUAACUGACUAGCAAUUGUUAAUAAGUGUAUAAAGGACUAUAUUUACACUAAUCGAAUGAUAUUUUUAUGUGAAUAUACAGAUUGGAUACUGGUAUAUUCACCGAAUUCUUUAAGACUAACUACCGACAAGCAAUAACAAAUAGAUAAAAUAAAUAUUUUAUAUUAAAAUAUACGUAAAUUUGUUCUUAUUCAUUUCAGAGCAUUCAAAUGUUUCAUUGA
Drosophila yakuba is the source of this 2664-nucleotide messenger RNA. RefSeq names its product myb-like protein I (gene sstn). The record is from RefSeq and is a predicted model, not a curated record. The coding region runs from base 161 to 2080 and encodes 639 amino acids. The transcript has 2 exons. NCBI's taxonomy places the organism in Eukaryota, Metazoa, Arthropoda, Insecta, Diptera, Drosophilidae.